AUGUUUCUAACUAGGACGGAGUAUGAUCGUGGAGUUAAUACGUUUUCCCCUGAGGGACGACUCUUUCAAGUAGAAUACGCGAUAGAAGCUACAAAGCUGGGUUCAACGGGAAUCGGAAUCAAGACAAGUGAGGGUGUUGUUAUGGCUGUAGAAAAACGGGUGAACUCAACUUUAAUUAUACCGUCCAGUAUUGAGAAGAUUUUUGAGGUGGAUAAACACAUAGCAUGCGCAGUUAGUGGCCUUGUUGCUGAUGCAAGAACCCUCAUAGAACGUGCACGUACAGAAGCAGCUCAUCAUUGGUUCGUGUACAAUGAGAAAAUGACUAUUGAAGAUGUGACUAAAGCAGUGAGUAACUUGGCUCUAGCAUUUGGUGAUGAUGACAUGGAGUCUGGUGCAAUGAGUCGUCCAUUUGGUGUUGCUUUAUUAUUUGCUGGAGUUGAUGAACGUGGUCCACAAUUAUAUCAUAUGGAUCCAAGUGGAACUUAUAUUCGAUAUGAGGCUAAAGCAAUUGGUUCCGGUUCUGAAGGUGCACAACAAGCAUUACAAGAAAUAUAUCAUAAGAAUAUGACAUUACAUGAAGGAUGUAAACAUGCUUUAUCAAUUUUAAAACAAGUUAUGGAAGAAAAACUUGAUUCAACCAAUGUAGAAGUAAGCUUAUAUUACUUUUGAUUGUGUUUAUUAUUAUUUUAAUUAUUUAUUCAAAGAAAUCAGUCAGUAUACAACUUGGUAACUAGUUUAGACUGUUAUAUAAUCUCACUUUGUGUCAUAUUUUAUAUUUGAACUAAAGUAGAUGAUUCAAUGAGGUUAGAAAUUGUAACCUAGAAUGGUUAAAUGUAAAAUUCUUCCACUGUUAAAUCAAUAAUCUAGUCUAGUUAAAUCAUAUUAGUUUUUUAUUCAAUAUAGUCAGUUAACGCCCUGGUACAGCCCCCAAACGCCCUGGUACGGCCGAGAGUGGGGAGAGUCCGCUCUCCCUCUCGAAAUGCUCUCACAUGGCC
Molecule: messenger RNA, 995 nt
Organism: Schistosoma spindalis
Lineage: Eukaryota; Metazoa; Platyhelminthes; Trematoda; Strigeidida; Schistosomatidae
Source: the annotation of a GenBank genome assembly